Messenger RNA from Tachyglossus aculeatus (Australian echidna), 989 nucleotides. Its product is annotated as vomeronasal type-1 receptor 43-like. Gene Ontology annotation, biological process: G protein-coupled receptor signaling pathway. The record is from RefSeq and is a predicted model, not a curated record. Gene Ontology annotation, cellular component: membrane. NCBI's taxonomy places the organism in Eukaryota, Metazoa, Chordata, Mammalia, Monotremata, Tachyglossidae. Gene Ontology annotation, molecular function: pheromone receptor activity. The transcript has a single exon. The coding region runs from base 1 to 942 and encodes 313 amino acids.
AUGAGCAUUGAUGUGGCUCAGGAAGUCUGUUUCCUCUUCCAGUCUGGAGUAGGUAUCAUGGGGAACUCCCUUCUCAACAUGUUUUACCUCUCCUCAUUCCUCCUGGGUUCCAAACCAAAGCCCACAGACCUGGUCAUCAUUCACCUAGCUCUGGUCCACACCGUGAUGCUUCUUACCAGGUGGAUCACCAGAACAGCAGGAAUAUUGGGGCUGCGGCUCAUACAGACCAAUGCUGAGUGUGAGCUGUUUGCCUAUGUCUGCCGCAUCACCCGGGGCCUCUCCAUCUGUACUACUUCUCUACUGAGCAUGGUCCAGGCCAUCACCAUCAGUCCUACCACCUCCUACCUGUUCCAGCUUAAGAUUCAGAUCCCAAACUUCAUCCUCCCGGUCUUAGCCAUCUUGUGGAUUCCGAACAUGCUGAUAAGCACCCAACUUUUGUACCAAGUGGUUGCUUCACAUAAUGCAACCACCACUGGGAUCAAUUGUUAUGCUGUGCCCUCAAACACACUCCUCCAGAGGCUGAUUGUCACCUUCAUGGCUCUCCGUGACAUCUUCUCUCUGGGGCUCAUGAGCUGCUCCAGUGGCUUCAUGGUCCUUCUUCUGCACCGACACAGGCUCCAGGUCCAGCAUCUUCAGAGUACCGGCCAGGCUAGUAAAACAUCACCAGAGAGACAAGCCACCAAAAUCAUUAUGCUGCUUGUGAGCUGCUUUGUAGUCUUCUAUUGUGGAGACUUUGUCCUUUCCCUGCUUCUAGGGACAUCCAUGAAGAAUAAUGUCAUCCUCCUGAAUGCAAGCACAUUUGUGGUAAAUGGAUAUGCCACUGUCAGCCCCUUUGUCUUGCUCACCUGUGACACCAGAGUCAUCAAGUUCCUGGGUGAUUUUCUGGGGAAUAAGACCCGAAGGUCUUCUCAGACCAUGCUGCUAUCUGCCAUCCCACUUUGAGAUGGGAACCCAAUGACAAUCCUGUGUCUCAAGCAAGGAAGACCAUG